Messenger RNA from Fusarium redolens, 669 nucleotides. Its product is annotated as glutathione S-transferase. The transcript has a single exon. Lineage: Eukaryota; Fungi; Ascomycota; Sordariomycetes; Hypocreales; Nectriaceae. The record is from RefSeq and is a predicted model, not a curated record. Bases 1 to 669 code for a protein of 222 amino acids.
AUGCCUCUCACAGUCCAUCAUCUUCAAGUCUCCCAAUCCGAGCGCAUCCCCUGGCUCUGCGAAGAACUCGGCAUCGAAUAUGAUCUCAAGCAAUACAAACGCUCUCCCCUCCUCGCACCCCCCGACUUCAAGUCCCUACACCCCAUGGGCGCCGCCCCCGUCAUAACAGACAACUCCAUAACCCUCGCCGAAAGCUGCGCCUGCAUCGAAUACAUCAGCCACAAAUACGCCAACGGCGCACUCUUCCUCCCGCCAACCCACCCAGCCUACGCUGAUUUUCUGUACUGGUGGCACUACGUCGACGGAACUCUUCAAACAGCGCUGGGCAGAAUUAUGUUAAUCCGUUCUGCAAAAUUAAGCGAUGAUAAUCCUGUUGUGCAGUUUGGAAAAGUCAAGUCUCGCCAGGCGCUGAAGUUGUUGGAUGAGCGGGUUAAGAAUAACGAGUGGCUGGCUGGAAAAGAGUUUACGGCUGCUGAUAUCAUGAUUUUGUUCCCGCUUACGACGAUGAGAUACUUUUCGCCGUAUAGUUUGGAGGAGUAUCCUAAUGUUUUGAAGUAUCUUGAGAGGAUUGCGGGGAGGGAGGGGUUCAAGAAGACGAUGGGCAAGAUUGAUAAUAGUAUGGAGUUGGCUAUGGGCGCGAACCCACCUCAGAGUCCUUUCAAGCUGUAA